CGCAGCAAGCUGUGUGCUUUCAGGACCUGAGUCUUAAGCACCGCUCUGCUCCCCAUCAUUUUUCUGCACUCUCCUCCAGGGAAAGCUUCAGCAGCUCCUCUUCCUGCAGCACCGUCAUUCCCUGUCAAAUGUUGACACUCUGCAGGGUCACUGAUUCUCUGUUUAUUAGCAACUCUAGGUCAGCCUGCAAUGAGAAUCUCCUUGUCCAAGCGAGGAUUGCUUUCUGUAUCAAUGUCUCCAGACAGCAGCCAUUCCCAAGCUUGCAGCAAGUCCGAACCCUGAGGAUCCCAGUCUUUGAUGAUCCUUCAGAGGACCUGUAUCGAUAUUUUGAGCACUGCAGCAAUGCCAUAGAAAGCACCGUCCAGAGUGGUGGGAAGUGCUUAGUGUACUGUAAAAAUGGUCGCAGCAGAUCUGCAGCCAUCUGCACAGCUUACUUGAUGAAGCACCAAAAUCUCAGCCUGAAGGAUGCCUUUGAGAUUGUGAAGACUGCCAGGCCGGUAGCAGAGCCCAAUGCCGGUUUUUGGUCUCAGUUACAAAAAUACGAAGAACAUUUACAAAUGCACCAUCAGGUGGAUCUUUCUUCAAAAUGAUUUUCACAAUAAACAGUUUUGAUUCAGAUUAUAGUUUGGGGAAAACUCCUUGAAAGAGGUCUAUGUGCCUAAAGAGGUUGGAAAGAUUGUUGGUGCUUCCAGACCAUCAGUAUUUUACGGAAGGGAUUCAAGCACAUACGGUAUGCUUAGGUUUGUAAAUUAAAGGGCUUUGUUGUCUUAGCGCAACAAAUCCAUUUUUUAAAAAUUGACUUGGAAAAUGAAAGGGAAAUGCUUUGAAAAGUGUGGGAUGAAUGAAUUAUUAAUGGGAAGACAUGUAAACACUUGUUGGAAAAUCAUCAUGAAUUCUAAUUGUCAUAUAAUCCCCCCCACAAACAAAUCAGAACGAAUGCUCAAUAAAGACUGGACAUAGCCUAAUCAUUAUGUAAGCUUUGUACAAGCAAAUCAGGAAGAAUGCUGAAUAAAAAGGAUUAUCUAGAAGAGCCCUGUGGACUGACAACCAGCAGUAGGCUUCUCCUCUGCUGUUCCCCAGGAGGGGUCCUUGUGAACCACCCAAGUCACAGAUCCUGAAAAGCUUUAACCUUUUGAAAUGUGUAGUCUAGUCCUCGACACUACAAGUGAAUGUUUCAUAUAGAGGACAAAACCUGGCUACAGGCUCCUACAGACUGAUGUGUUUGUAUUCUGCAACAUAUCACUGAUACAAUAAUUGUGCAUUAGUGGUGGAUUUAUACUGGACCGUCCACACAUCAGUCCACUUUAUUAGUUGUUCUGUGAAUCUACCCCGGUUUUAGCACAUUAUUGCCAUCUUGAGAGAGUCAUUAUUGCACUACAGUGCAAUAAAACUGGGACACCCCCCCCCGAACAUUUGUGGUAUGAAAAAUUACAGGUUUUCAGCAGGGAGCUACAGGAUAUGCAGCAACUAGAAACAAAGCAGUAUGCCUGCCCCAAAACCUUUGUAAGCACGAACAAUAUUGAAAGUGGGAUCUCUUCAAACCACCCCAAUACUAUCAUGAAUGCAUAAUUUCAAAUGACAUUUGAAGGGGUGUUGUGUUGCUUCCCUUGAGCAAUCUGACGAGAAGGCUGAAAAUGUGUUUAAAAUAUGUUUAAAUACAACUCUGCUACGUAACUGUCUGUGUUUUAUUCCACCAACAAUAAUAUAUGUUUCAAGCAUGUUACAAGCACACACAAACAUUAUAUUUAAAUAAAAGUAUCUACAUUCAUGAGAAUCAUAUAUUGAAAUAGCAGGUUCAUAAGUAAGGAAGGGCAGGACAAAAAAGGCUUAGGGUGGGGUUAAAAACUACCCUUGAAAACGACCCGGAAACUACAGCUGGUACAAAAUGCGGUGGCCCGUUUACUUACAAAUAGCCGCUGCCGUGAUCACAUUACGCCGGUGUUAGUUCAUCUACACUGGCUUCCAGUUGCUUUCCGGGCCCAAUUCAAGGUGUUGGUAUUAACCUUUAAAGCCCUAUACGGUCUCGGCCCAGUUUACCUGAAGGAGCACCUCCAGUACCACCAACUUAGCCGCCUGACUAGAUCAGCCACGCAGGGCCUUCUCUCAGUACCACCAACGAAAACAGCUAGGUUGGUGGGAACUAGGGAGAGGGCAUUUUCAGUGGCGGCCCCCACUCUCUGGAACUCCCUCCCGUUCGAUCUUCGACAUGCCCCUUCCCUGGAUGCAUUCCGCCGAGCAUUAAAAACCUGGCUCUUUGGACAGGCCUUCGGGACCUCCGGGGUGGGCUAAGCUUUUAUCACUAUUACUGAAUGCCCAUUGUUUACAUACUGUUUUAUGCUGUAAUUUAAUCCUUUAUUGUCGACUGUAUUGUAUUGCUAUGUAUUUUAAAUCGUAUUUUAAAUUGUAUUUUACUGGAAUUUAAUUGUGUACGUCGCCUAGAGUGGCCUUGGCCAGAUAGGCAACACAAAAAUUAAAUUAUUAUUAUUAUUAUUUAUUUAUUUGCUAAGAUAUAAAACAGUUUGGGUUCAUAGCCUAAAAUAAUUAAACCU
Messenger RNA from Rhineura floridana, 2549 nucleotides. It is a transcript of the gene DUSP28, whose product is annotated as dual specificity phosphatase 28. Bases 129 to 590 code for a protein of 153 amino acids. The transcript is spliced from 2 exons. Gene Ontology annotation, molecular function: MAP kinase tyrosine/serine/threonine phosphatase activity. Gene Ontology annotation, cellular component: cytoplasm. Gene Ontology annotation, biological process: protein dephosphorylation. Lineage: Eukaryota; Metazoa; Chordata; Lepidosauria; Squamata; Rhineuridae. The record is from RefSeq and is a predicted model, not a curated record.